GCAUGCUGUAUAUUUAGUUUUCCACAAGUGUCAACUGAUGCAAUACAUUCCUGCCAUCCAGAGAGAUCCCGGAACAGGUGAAGAACCAACUGAUGUUGACCUUUGGAGGAUUACACACGUGAGGAAUGGAGUAUGGUCUGAUGAAGCUUCUCAGGCUGUCUAUGAGAAUGCAGUCGUCAAAAUUGCAGAAAAGUGUGAAGAAAAAGACACUAUUAUAUCAAAUUCAGAAGAAAAUAUUAUUUUCCAAGCAACCUACAAGGAAAGCACAGGAUGCAAAACAUCAACUGUUCAUGGUCAUGGGUACAUGUCUACACGUCCAACAGAGAGGGCAUCAAUGAAGGAUCAACUCGAAGAACAAGCCCGUGCUACAGUUGCAGCCAACCAGAAAAAUCAAGAGCUACAAGAACAUAUUGAGAAGCUAAAUGACAAACUUGAAAACCAAGAAGCUGAGAGUGAAAGGAAAUUAGAAGAAAAGUUGCAGCAGUUCAAAGAGGAAGAGAGUAGGAAAAUCCAAGCACUUAGGGAUGAAUUCAUGGCAGCACUUCAAGAAAAUACACAAACCACGUUAGCUCAGCCUGCACCAAAUAACUCAAACAUCCAACAGGAAGCUACGCCACCUAUUGACAAAAGAGCUGCCACUACUCCAGAUUCUAAUGCAACUGAAGCUGCAUCAGUUCAGACUACACCAAAAAGUGCAUCCAUCCCAGAGGCAGCAAAGCAAGUGGAGAUACAUGCAACGAAAAUACCAUCCUCUAAGGCCAAGAGAAGUCUUUCUCAAACCAACAAGAAUUAUAUUAGUUCACAUAACUUGAUGAAUGCUGCUGUGAAACGUAUACGGACUAGAAGCCAGCAGGAUAUUUGAACUUGCUAAAUGGAUCAAUCGCACACUGAUGCCUUCCAUGAUCAACACAAAGAUAGUCUGCAUCAAUGUCAAACAAUGUUUCUUGGAUCCUACAUAAGACAGAUGUAGUUGUGUUGUUGACCCAACAGUAGCUAGCUAGCUAUCUAUGAACUAUUCUCAAUUCUGAAAUUGUACUGCAAUUUGGCACUUGGCAUUUUAUUAUCUACUCAUUAGCAGAGUUAAUGUUGGAUUCCUUUCA
Molecule: messenger RNA, 1100 nt
Organism: Panicum virgatum (switchgrass)
Lineage: Eukaryota; Viridiplantae; Streptophyta; Magnoliopsida; Poales; Poaceae
Exons: 5
Coding region: 38-862 (274 amino acids)
Source: RefSeq, a predicted model, not a curated record